AUGGCCAAUCUCUCUGCAGUGUCCGUGUUCAUUCUCCAGGGCUUCUCCACCGUCCCUGCGUUCCGGCUGCUGAGCACGGCCGCCUUCCUUCUCGUGUACCUGGCUGCGGUUCUGGGGAAUGUCUCCAUCGUGUUAGCUGUGACGCUCAAUACCCGCCUGCACACCCCCAUGUACUUCUUCGUCAAACACCUCUCCCUGGUGGAUCUCUGCUCUACGUCCACCACUCUGCCCCGGGCCCUGGUGGCUAGCAUGGCAGACACUAAAGAGAUUUCCCUCCCGGCCUGCGCAUCCCAGCUCUUUGCUUUUGUCUGCUUUGGCUCUCUCGAAUGCUUCCUCAUCACUUCCAUGGCUUUUGACCGCUGUCUGGCCAUCUACAGGCCCCUGGUCUAUGGGGUGACCAUGAAUUCUCAGACUUGCGUCUCCCUGGUAGUGGUGGCCUGGGUCAGUGGGCUCCUCUUUUCCACCUUCCACACGGUCAACACUUUCUCCCUGUCCUUCUGUGGCCCCAAUACGAUUGACCACUUCUUCUGUGACAUUCCCCCACUCAUGCGUCUAGCCUGCGGUGACACCGCAGGCCACGAGGCCGUGGGUUUUGCAGUCAGCGGCUGCGCCAUCAUGACUUGCUUCGCCCUCACGUGCCUGUCUUACGUUCUCAUCGUCUACACCGUGGCUCGCGUUCCAUCUUCGGCUGGACGCUGGAAGGCCUUCUCCACGUGCUCCUCUCAUCUGGCCACAGUGCUCCUGUUUUACGGCACCGGAAGUUCCGCUUACAUGCAGCCCACGGCCCAUUACUCACCUCUUCAAGGGCGCCUGGCUGCUGUAUUCUACUCUAUUCUCACGCCCACACUGAAUCCGCUCAUUUACAGCCUGAGGAACAAGGACAUGAAAGACGCUCUGAGGAAGGUCUACCCGCAGGUACUGCACCCAGCCCAGAAGCUACGGGUGUUGGGAGCUGCAGAGUACCGCACCUACAAGAUGGCACCGGUUUUCGACUUCCACCAGCCCGACG
Messenger RNA from Cricetulus griseus (Chinese hamster), 1009 nucleotides. The record is from RefSeq and is a predicted model, not a curated record. NCBI's taxonomy places the organism in Eukaryota, Metazoa, Chordata, Mammalia, Rodentia, Cricetidae.